Messenger RNA from Talaromyces amestolkiae, 2691 nucleotides. RefSeq lists its product as uncharacterized. The record is from RefSeq and is a predicted model, not a curated record. Bases 1 to 2691 code for a protein of 896 amino acids. Gene Ontology annotation, biological process: DNA-templated transcription. The transcript is spliced from 5 exons. Gene Ontology annotation, molecular function: zinc ion binding; DNA binding. NCBI's taxonomy places the organism in Eukaryota, Fungi, Ascomycota, Eurotiomycetes, Eurotiales, Trichocomaceae.
AUGACCAACCUCGCCGCCAAUCUCACAAGCAACGACAACUGCGGCGCCGACUACAAACUGGGGAAUCCAACCGUAACCCAGGCUUACGAUGGAAUGGUCUCGUACGAACCGAUUGCCAAGGCGGCUUGUCUCGAAGAUCCAUCCACCCACGAAUAUUGCUUCACCGAGGCAGCCACUAACAGCACCAAUAUUUCGGGGUAUGCCCUCUAUCUUUUGCCCUUGGGAAACUCGUUACCUGGCGGCAGUCGACCAGAGUGUAACCAAUGCACGCAAGCCACGAUGGCGGUAUUCAAGGACUCCGCUGUGGUCAAGGGGAACCCGCUCGUGCAAACAUAUAUCCCGGCAGCGCAAACAAUCAAUAUUGGCUGCGGGCCGAACUUUGUCAAUGCUACGGUCAAUGUCGGCACUCAGAACUCUGGAUCGCCGUCUAAAACUUCCGCUAGCAGUCUGACUGUAACGCCGCCGCCUAUGACUGAGAGGAAGAUUGAAAUCAUCGAAGAGCGACUGGCUCGUAUCGAGGGCUUACUCGAAAACCUGACCUCGCUAUCAGCCACCUUUCAACAUCUAGCACCAGCAUUGAAUCCAACAAUCGCUGCAACAAGACCUACACAAGAAACACUCAAAAAAGAAAAACUACCUGUACAAUCACCGCCGUCGCUGCCGGCACAACCCCCAACACCAUCAAUCGCCGGGGACCACAAUCUCAAAACAGGCAACAGCAAUACUACCAACGCCGCCUUCGAAGGCGCUUCAUCCCUAAGCGCACAUUCUGUACAUGCAAGCCGCAUCAUCGAAAAUGCCAUGAGCAAUGACUAUACAGCGUUCACCCGUGAUCCUGAGAUGCAGGAGGCGCUCUUCGCACUCCGUCAUCUCAUCGACAAACAGCAUUCGCCGCCGGUGAACCACGACUACCGCUUUCCGAAUCAGCAGGUCGAUGCAUCUUCUUGUAUUGACUUCUCGUCUGCGAAAAUUCCACCUCUGGAAUCUGUGGUGUCACUUUUGAGGCUUUGUAAAGAAUCUCAGAAUUUCCUGCAACAUCCUUUUAUCGACUUUGGACAGUUUAACGAAUUGUGCAAAAAAGUGUACUUCGCGACAGAGGACUACUCUCUUGGUACAUUCGCCCUAGUCAAUGGAGGACUCUUUUAUCUCUUCCAGCACGUGGCCUAUCUAGAAGGAAAGAACGUGCCCGAUGCAGCCGAGAAUGCAGCUCUAUGUCGAUCCAAUCUUGAAUACGCCAUUAGUCGGUUCAGUGUCUUUAUGGCGCCUAAUAGCGAGAACUUGCAAGCAAUCCUUAUUGGGGCCUCUUAUGCAAUCGACAUAUCGCAACCAUCUCUCUGCUGGGCCCUCGUCUCAACAGCAGCCCGUCUCUGCCAGACACUAGGCUAUCACAGAUCCGUCGGAUCACCAGGCGAAAACCAGCUCGAUACCAACCUCAAGAAACGCAUGUUCUGGUUCACCUACAUCCUCGACAAGUGCCUCUCGCUCCGCAUGGGUCACUCCUCCAUCAUGCAGGACUUUGACAUCACUCUGCCUCUUUCUGAUCUAUCAGCUGACUCACAAAUGAACAUGUGGGACGUCAUGUACCACCAAUGGAUCAAAAUCGGCUACUUCCAGGGUCGCAUCUACGAAGAUUUGUAUUCUCCGCGUGCACUAUCCGAACCAGCAGCCGAUAGAACUCAACGAGCAAAACAGCUCACCGCUGACAUGCAGCUAUGGUAUCAAGAAUCGCAGAACCAACUUGAUCCUUCCCGAGCAUAUAACCCACUUUAUUAUGCGGCUGCCGCGUCGUCGUCGGAGAUUAUGUACUACGGUCUUUCGACGCUGGCGUAUCGAGCUGUGCCGCCGGGGCCGUUGGAUAGUUCCACUAUUUUCAGUAAUGAGUGUAUCGGUAUGGCAAGAGAGGCAUUGAGGGCUCAUCAGCGUAAUACGGAGCGAUAUAAACAUACGAAUAGCUACAUUUGGCAUGGAUACAUUUCUUGGGUCCUCAUCAACUGCCCCUUCACCCCCUUCAUGGUUCUCUUCUGCCACGCAAUCGCUACCGCCAAUCUAUCCGAUUUGAAAUGCCUUGGAGAUUUUGUAUCGUCUCUACAAACAUCCGGCGAGACAGUAGAAGCAGCCGAAAAACUCCGCCGACUGUGUCAUGUGUUUCAUCGUGUGGCGGAGUUGUAUAUUCAGACCAAGAUUAAGCACCAGAAUCAUUACCAGUACGAUGGUGGCCGUGGUCUCGAUCAGAGCCAAUUGGAGAAUAUGCAAUACCACACCCAGCAGCAACAACAACAAUCCCUAACAUCACCAUCAUCAUCAACAACACCCCUCAACAUCCCACCAACUCCUCAACCCAACACCACCAACGACCCAACAAACAACACAUUCAAAUACACCAACCUACCACCGUCAUCACAAUUUCCCAUAGAUGAUUUUGAGCCAUACCUCAGCGCCCUCGGAUUCCCGAAUGCGGCUGGAUUCUUGAAUAUAGGCCAACAACAACCACAACCACCACCCCCACCGCCGCCGUCGUCACAACAGCAAACUGGAUUAGCGCCGCAAAUGACGGCUCCAACGGAUUACACAGCUGAUAACCUCGAAGCGAGUCUUGGUAGUGGUGAUGCAAUGUCGUUGGAGAAUUGGUUUAAUGGCAAUGUUAAUCUCAUGUCACUGUUGGAGAUGGAUUUGUCGAGUAUUAUUAAAUAG